Molecule: messenger RNA, 2733 nt
Organism: Colletotrichum aenigma
Lineage: Eukaryota; Fungi; Ascomycota; Sordariomycetes; Glomerellales; Glomerellaceae
Gene: chr4
Product: Chitin synthase regulatory factor 4
Exons: 3
Coding region: 1-2733 (910 amino acids)
Molecular function (GO): protein binding
Source: RefSeq, a predicted model, not a curated record
AUGUCAAACUUCGGCGCAACUUUCGUUCCUGGAGGGUUCGACGACUACUACAUGCCCGAGGUCGUUGCACCUUCGCCUCAGCGUGUAACGCCCCAGGUCCCUCAGAACAUGCAAAACGACCUUCAGCGCAUGGAACUUGAAGCCCGCGAAGUCGACCCGAACCGCCGAGACCCCAACAUCCAGAACCGCCACGGCCGCGAGCCGUCCUUGUCCUCCUACUCCAAGCCCACCGACCCCGGUGCGCCUGCCCUACCUCCCAAGGGCUACACCAACCCGUCCGCUGCCGCGCCCUCGUCCGACGACUUCAAGCCGUUCCACGAGAAUAGCGCAAGCGGCAAUCAUCAUACCAUGCGGCCCAGCGCGGCCCCUUCCUUCUCCCCUUUCCCCAAGGUGAAGGGCGACAACAUACCCCCCACAGAUGAGGAGAAAGAGGAGAUCCUGUGGAACGCCCGCGAGCAUGUACUGCACUCCAACAAUGUCUCCAUGCAGCUUUCCUGGGCUCGUGACACCUUGGCCUGGGCUGAGAUUGUUGCUGAGGCCAGGUCCAAGGACCCGGAGAGCGGUCGUCAAACACCAAAGGUUGAGCACGAACUGCGCACCGAUGCACUCAACAUUGUCGAAUACCUGGUUGGUCAAGAGCAUCCCGAGGCGCUCUUUAUGAAGGCAAAGUGGCUCGAGUUUGGCAAGUUUGGCUGCCGUCCCGACAAGAGAGAUGCCUACUCAAAGUACACGCGCGCUGCAGAGCUUGGCUACGCGCGUGCCGAGUACCGGCUGGGCAUGUUGUUCGAGAACUCCAACGACUAUAGCAAGGCCGUUGAGCACUACUACCUAGGUCUGAGGCUCAAGGACUCGGCGGCUAUGUACCGCUUGGGUAUGAUGAGCCUGUUGGGUCAGCACAAUCACCCGAAGGACUACCAGCGCGGCUUGGACCUUAUUAGGGAAGCUGCAGACCUCUCUGACGAGGAUGCGCCUCAGGGAUCAUACGUCUACGGCAUGCUCCUUGCAAAGGACUUGCCCGACAUUGAGGUUCCUGACGCGUUGCUUCCCGUUGACCUGCCGCUGGCCAAGAUGUACGUCGAGAAGGCGGCCUACCUCGGAUUUGCCAAGGCGCAGCUUAAGAUGGGCCAGGCUUACGAGCUUUGCCAACUGAGCUGUGAUUUCAACCCUGCCUAUUCGAUUCAUUACUACGGUUUGGCAGCUCAACAGGGUCAACCUGAGGCUGCGCUUGGCGUCAGUCGUUGGUUCCUGUUUGGAUACGAGGGCAUCUUCAGUAAGAAUGAGCAGCUCGCCUUCAAGUACGCUCAGGAUGCGGCCACCGCGAAGCUUCCCACGGGCGAGUUCGCCAUGGGCUACUACUACGAAAUCGGUGUCUACGUUCCCAAAGAUCUGCGUCAAGCCAGGUUCUGGUAUGAGGCCGCUGCAGACCACGGCAAUAAGGAUGCCGUCGGAAGACUCGACGCCUUGGAUCACUCUAAGAGCUUGACCAAAGCCGACCACGAGACGACCACUCUUACGAGAAUCAAGUCGCAACACGGAUCUCAGCGCGGCAAGCGACCGGACCGUUUCAAGCAGCCUCAACAACAGAUGCCUACCGUCUCGGAGAGCGCACCAGUCACACCAACCGACCCCGGAUAUCCGACGAACACCUCCGCAAAGACGUCACCUCAUCCCUCACCGAGAGCUCACCCAGCUCAAGACACCGUCGAUUACCCGGAUCCCUCGCGGCCUAACAGCAUGGGUAAUAGACCCAAUGCAUUUACCGUCAACCUCGAUGCCAACUUGGCAAUAAGACCCAAGUCUGCUGCACCAUACCCUGAAGAUGAUAGGCCGGCGCCCCUCAACCUGAACAGACCCAAGUCAACGGCUCCUUACCCUGAAGACGAUCGGCCAGGCCCGCGACCUGGAGCUGGCCCGCAGCUCUCUCCUCACUACAACACGGGAGGUCGCCCUCCAGCCGCUCCCCACUCUGAUCGCCCUGGCAGUGCUUUCGGAAUUCGCACUGGUCCAGGCGGCCCCCAGGGCAUGGCCGGCAAUGUCCGCCCAUCCCAGUCAAUGAACAACAUGAUUCCUCCUGCCGGUGCGGAUCCCAGGGGCCGCCCUAUGACGGGAGGAUGGGAUCAGUCCGGUUACCGCCAACCGAGCCCUGGUUCGGGCCCUGGGUCUCGACCCGCUACGACACAGCCCUAUCCGGUGUCCCCCGGACUCCCCUCGAAUCCCGCCAUGAACAAGCUCACCAAGCAGAACACUCAACAGUUCGCCAAGCCCCAACCCUCACCUCCUUUCCAGCAAGGAAGCUACGGACCGAGCGACUACGGUCAACCGGCGCAGGCGCAAGCGCAACCCGGUCGAGACUACGGACCUAGAAUGUCGUCCAUCCCCCCUGCAGAACAAUAUGGCUACGGUAGACCACCCAGCGCCGCGCCGGGCGGCAUGCCUCCGCGAACCGACUCGAUGCCGCUCAGCCCAUCUGGUCAACCCCGGCCUCAGGGUGGUCCCGGCGGCGCUCCCCGACCUUACGCUAAUCGGCCGGAUCUUGUCGAUCAGGGCCCUCCCGGCCGCGUCGGCAGUGCACCGCCCUCUUCUCAGCCACGACCCCAGCAGAAGCCUAGCCCGGCUCCUAGUGCCCAAACGAUGCCUCCCCCGAAGAAACAAGCGACAGGCCAAGGACCUGCGACUUUUGAGGAGAUGGGCAUCCCCAAGGGCAAGGAUGAUUCGGAUUGCAUCGUGAUGUAA